UGAGAUAAUCAUCACCCUAAAAGUAAAUGGAGCGCUCUCUGACUUGCUGACCUGCACAGAGGUAGCUGGGAGGACGGGAGCAACAUGGGUCUGACCCUGCAUCGGUGAUGUUCAGCCUAAGCUUUAACAGGGUGAGUAUAUGGUUCAUUAUACAAGGCAGCGACACGUGCUGCGACAAUCCACCCUAGAGCUCCGCGGUUGGGCGAUAUUGGCUCGUCCAUCCCCAUUUUAUCCGGCACGGAGCCUGCCUGACAUACAUGAAGCAAGGCCCUGCGGUGCCAUCAUGAACGACGAUCCCCCGCCUCCCCAGUCGGGAAGCCCCUUUUGGGGGCGAGCUAGAGCGGGCCACGCAUAGAUAUUAAUAUACUGACCCUUCCAUGCUGUCCUUCCAGAACGUUUCCCAGCGCCCACCACCCAGGUUUCCUCUCUCCACACCACCAUGCGCGUCUUCUCCAACACCUCCUCCCUCCUCUCCCUCCUCCUGCUGCUCGGCGGCAGCCAGGAGGGUGAGGCCUCGCCCGCGCUCGAAAAGAGACAGACGACGGGCCAGUACUGCGACACGGCGUCGGGCAUGUGCUACCUCGAGUACUCGUGGGGCCCGACGGCGCCCGUGUUCCGCGUCGCGGUGCCCGACACGGCGGCGACCGACACGGACUUCGACACGCUCCUGCAGAUCGUCUCGCCGGCGUCCUUCGGGUGGGUGGGCUUCGGCUGGGGCGGUCGCAUGACGCUCAACCCGCUGACGGUGGUGUGGCCCAACGGCCAGAGCGCGACCGUCUCGUCGCGGUGGUCGAGCGGCCGCACCCUCCCGCAACUCUACCCCGAAGCCACCUACCGCACGGUCGGCGCCUCGCGCAACAGCACGCACUGGACGGUCGAGACGGUCUGCUCCGGGUGCAGCAAGUGGAGCGGGGGCCGGCUGAGCACGACCGGGGUCAACUCGUUCGCGUGGGCGGUCAGCGAGACGACGGUGGCGCAGCCGGCCAACACGGCCAGCAGCUUCCAGGUGCACGACAACAUCGGCAUGUUCUCCGAGUCGCUCGAGCCGGGCACGGUGCCGGCGGCGCAGUUUGAGGAGCAUGUCGGUGGGGCGAACUAG
Messenger RNA from Chaetomium fimeti, 1099 nucleotides. RefSeq lists its product as uncharacterized. NCBI's taxonomy places the organism in Eukaryota, Fungi, Ascomycota, Sordariomycetes, Sordariales, Chaetomiaceae. The record is from RefSeq and is a predicted model, not a curated record. The coding region runs from base 440 to 1099 and encodes 219 amino acids. The transcript has 2 exons.